Melanotaenia boesemani (Boeseman's rainbowfish) is the source of this 5964-nucleotide messenger RNA. Its product is annotated as caskin-2-like. Gene Ontology annotation, molecular function: protein binding. The coding region runs from base 341 to 5146 and encodes 1601 amino acids. The record is from RefSeq and is a predicted model, not a curated record. NCBI's taxonomy places the organism in Eukaryota, Metazoa, Chordata, Actinopteri, Atheriniformes, Melanotaeniidae. The transcript is spliced from 22 exons.
GUUUCGUCCGCCUCGCGCAGCUCAGCCAGAGGAGCUCAUCCCUCUGUGAACUGCUUGAACACCCUGCGGCUCGCUAUCUAUAUCAGUGCAAUGGCAGGUUGGGCUGCAGACAGGGAGAGGCUAUGAACAUCCACUCAGCCCUACAGGAAACCUCCUCAUCGAGCAGUCAAACAGCCGUCACAGAUAAUGGACCUAAACUUGUGCAACCAGAGGAGGAAUAUUGCCAGGAACACUCUACCCAGUGCUGUGUCUCUGUAGCUGAGCCUCCUGUUCUCCAGCAUCACCUCAUGUCCCGGCCGUGAAGCUCUGAAGAGCUGGGAAUCCAGCUUAGGUUGGAAUCAUGGGAAAGGAACAGGAUCUACUGGUGGCGGUGAAGAAUGGAGAUCUUCUACUGGCUCACAAGCUUCUUUCCAAAGUCAAGUGCAACAAAACCAAGUUGCUGGGCUCCAACAAAAGACUCAACAUCAAUUACCAAGAUGGAGACGGCUUCUCGGCGCUGCACCACGCCGCCCUGACGGGCACCACGGAGCUGCUGUCUCUGCUGCUGGAGGCCCAGGCCACGGUGGAUGUCAAGGACAGCAACGGCAUGCGUCCACUCCACUACGCAGCGUGGCAGGGUAAAGCCGACUCCGUCUUAUUGUUACUGAGAGCUGGCGCUUCAGUCAACUCCCCUUCCCAAGAUGGGCAGAUACCCUUACAUCUCUCUGCGCAGUAUGGACACUACGAGGUGUCGGAGAUGUUGCUGCAGCAUCAGUCUAAUCCCUGCCUCAGGAGCAAGGCUAAGAAGACGCCGCUAGAUCUGGCCUGCGAGUUUGGCAGACUGAAGGUGGCUCAGUUGCUGCUGAGCAGCAACAUGGUGACAACGCUGUUAGAGGGAGAUGGAGGGAACGACGGCCUGAACUCCCCGCCCACCACCCCCCUCCACCUGGCAGCCAGGAACGGACACAAAGACGUCAUCAGGCUGCUGCUGAAAGCCGGCAUCGACAUCAACAGAUCCACCAAAGCCGGGACUUCUCUGCACGAGGCUGCCCUCUACGGCAAGACAGAAGUAGUGCGGCUGCUGCUUGAUGCGGGAAUUAAUGUAAACAUGCGCAACACGUACAACCAGACCGCUCUGGAUAUCGUCAACCAGUUCACCACCUCCUCAGCCAGCAGGGAGAUCAAGCAGCUCCUACGGGAGGCAUCAAGUUCUCUCCAAGUCAGAGCGGUGAAGGACUACUGGAACCUCCACGACCCGACAGCUCUGAACCUGCGGGCUGGAGAGCUUAUCAUGGUCCUGGAGCAGCACUCGGACGGCAGGUGGAAAGGCCACGUCCAUGACUCCCAGCGGGGGACGGACCGGGUGGGCUUCUUCCCCCCUUCAGUGGUGGAGGUCCUGAGCAGAAGAGCAGGGGCCCCUCUCACCCGCCAAGCAUCAAUGCCAUGCCAGCGACAUCACUUUGCAUCCAGAGCUCCUCCCUCAGGUCCCGCCCCUCAGACUGACGACUCAUACAUCCUUGGCUAUGAUCCUGCAGGUGCUCCACCGGACAGUCAGCUCUCAACCCCAGCUAGCCCCCCUCAGGACAUUUGGGUCCUAAGGAGCUCUCCCACUGGUGACAGAAACAGCGUUGGUAGCACGGGCAGUGUGGGCAGCAGUCGCAGCGCCGGCAGCGGCCAGAGCUCAGAGAGCAGCCACAAACAGAACGGAAGUCACAGUCGUCACAACACCGACAGCAUCAAGAUGGCUCCCCCUGCUGGUGAAACAGGAGAUCACGUCCAGGUUACAGGACCCAACCAACACAAACACACUGACGGAUCCACAGGUUCCCGUCGCCAGACCAGCAGCACUCCUCAGAAAGGCUUCGUCCGACCAGAGCAGCUACUGGAGGGAAAGGACUCUGAAGCCAUCUACCAGUGGUUGUGUGAGUUCCAGCUGGAGCAGUACACUUCCAACUUCAUCAAAGCUGGAUAUGACGUUCCCACCAUCAGCAGGAUGACCCCUGAGGAUCUCACCGCCAUUGGAGUGACAAAACCAGGCCACAGAAAGAAGAUCUCGAUGGAGAUCUCCAAGCUGAGCAUCCCUGAGUGGCUGCCAGAUUACAUCCCAGUGGACAUGGGGGAGUGGCUCAGUGUGAUUGGACUGUCUCAGUACCAGAAGAGGUUGUGUGACAACGGCUACGACUCCAUCACCAUCGUCAAGGACAUCACCUGGGAGGACCUGCAGGAGAUAGGCAUCACCAAGCUGGGUCAUCAGAAGAAGCUCAUGUUGGCGGUGAAGCGACUGUGUGACCUGCAGCGCUCGCGAGCCGGAGGCGGAACCCUCCGACGUAAGCCUCUCGCCGCUUUGGAGCUGGUGGCUAUCGAACACACGCCGACGCACAACGCUCACACGCACCCCGACGCUCCAUCCAGCAGCUGCUGCCCCGCCUCCCCUCGCACCCCCAGAGCCCUCCUCUCCUUCCAGGACAGCGAGCUGAGCGCCGAACUGCAGAGCGCCAUGAUGGGCAAAGCUGGAGAAGGAGCGACGGAGGCUUUUGGCAUCAGGGGUGUGUCUUCCUCUGCGGUCAUGGCCGCCAUGUCGGUCAGUCAGGAGAGCAUUAGCAAGCGUUCACGGGGCUCAGGGAAUUCUGGGAACUCAAACUGUGGACAUCCGCAGGAUCAUCGAUCUUCACCUUGUUCAGCCAGGACUGAGGAGAGUCUGGAAGGUGGAGAUGAAGCCAAGCGCAGGGGGAGAAAUAAACAGACCCCCCCCGAGAUGUGGGACCACCAGAGUUGGUCUGUUGCUCCAAACAAACUCCCCUUUUGCCCUAUCACACCUCCACUGACCCCCAGCAAGGUGCCCCGCUUUGCUUACCCAGCAGUCCCCCCAAAAACCAAACAGCUCCCUUCUCCGAACCGCCCCCAUCAGCCUCCUCCCUCUCCAUUUUCUCCGUCCCCGCAGCCCUCCCCCACACAGGAGACCCUCUGUCAGCUCCAGGCUCAGACAGGAGGCAUCAACGGGGUCCCUCGACAUCUCUCUAAGCCUCUACCUGGAGCCGUCCCCGUGCUGAGACCCCUGCCCGCUCAGAUUCCACCAGACGACGCUCAGAGGGGGUUUCAAAAGAAGCGCACCCAAAGCCUGACCCGCUACGCCAUGUCUGAUGGAGAACCCGACGAAGACGACCCCGCUCCCCCCCGUAGCUCCGCCUCCUCGGCCGCCAUGCCGUCUUACGCCACCCUGUCCCGCCGGCUGGGACGUGCUGCUGGUGUACAGCAGCACGUCAACCGCAGCCACUCCUUCGCCUUGCGCUCCCGACACAAAGGCCCGCCCCCGCCGCCCCCCAAGAGGAUGAGCUCUGUAAGCAGCAGCCCGACACAUCGCCAUGGAAACGGGAAGGUGGUGGAGCCAGAGGCAAAGGAAGGAGUGGAAAUGGAGAGCACAGGUAGGGUGAGGAACAUCGCAGCCAGGUUGGAACGCGGCAGCAGCAGCAGCCCAUCCAGGAGGAUAGAUAUCCCACCAACUCAUAUCCCAGUUUCACCAGUUUACAGCCCAGUUUCCUCACCAGUCACACACGGAUUUCCCUCCCACAUCCUCCUGCAGCAUUCCAAACCUGUCCCUGCCCUGGGUUUGGGGGGCAUAAAGAGGGUCGGAAGUGAGAGGACAGAAGGCGAUAGAGGUGGGACAGCGGGAACACCAGAAGAGAAGCAGAAAGUACGGAAAAGUGAAAAAUUCCGGAAUGCUGCUGCAUCUCCGAAGCUCCUCUCUGGGGAGAACCUUCCUUUUGCUGAGGAGGGAAACCUCACCAUCAAACAGCGACCCAGAGUCCUUUACCAGACCAAUCCCGAUGUCAAGGCCCUCUCAGGACAACCAGUCCAGACCCCCUCAGAGUGUCCAGUCCAGGCCCCCUCAGAACAUCCAUUCCAGAACCCCUCAGGACGAUCGAUCCAGACCCCUUCUGGGCAUCCAGUCCAGGCCCCAUCAGAGCGUCCAGGCCAGACCCCCUCUGGGCAUCCAGUCCAGGCCCCAUCAGAGCGUCCAUUCCAGACCCCAAAAGAGCGUCCUCUCCAGACUUGCUCAGAGCGUCCAGGCCAGACCCCCUCUGGGUAUCCAGUCCAGACUCCUUCAGAGCGUGUGGUCCAGACUCCUUCAGAACGUACAGGCCAGACCCCCUUAGGACAACCAGUCCAGAAUCUUUCAGAGCGUCCGGUCCAGACCCCCUCUGGGCAUCCAGUCCAGACUCCUUCAGAGCGUGUGGUCCAGACUCCUUCAGGACGUACAGGCCAGACCCCCUUAGGACAACCAAUCCAGACUCUUUCAGAGCGUCCGGUCCAGACCCCCAACAGCCUAGAGAUCCCAGAGUUCAACCUAAAGGAGUCGGACACAGUGAAGAGACGGCACAAACCUAAAGACAAAGACGCCUCCACACCGGAAGAGGCUGUCCCCCCCCACAGAGACGACAGCCUGCAUGGAUGUCACAACAUCAGUGCUGGGAAUGACAGAGACUCUCAGAGGCUGGGGAAUAUUUUCCAAAGAGUUGGCUCCGUGGGAAAAGGCCCAAAGCAUCCAGUGUCCUCCAAAACCGCCUGUCCUCUGAAACCCCCCCAGAACAGCAGACCAUCCAGCCCUCAAAAAACUGUUUCCUCAGAACCGGCUGGAGCACACACGGCCAUCCCUAAACUCACCAACGUUCAGAUUCACACAGUCUCCCCGAUGAUGGGAGGUGGGAUUCACUAUCAGACCUGUGCACCCAGUCCUAAACCCACCAAGCACCAACAAACAGUCAUAUGCAGGUCUGAGAGUCCACAGCGAGCUGCUGGAUCAAGACUCCCUCAGCCCAGUACAGCCUCCACACCAACAGCAGGACCAAACCUCAGCCUGGUUCAGAGCUUUGCUGCUCCGAGCUCCCCGAUGAGGACACCCUGCUCACCCACCGCAGCAUCACCAGUCCAGGCUGGGAAAGCAGAAGCAGCCCUGACUGGUGUGGCUGGUCUGGAGGUUCUGGCUCAGAAGAGACUGGAACAAACCAGCACAUCACUGGAGGCUGCUCUGAGAGUGGUGGAGGACAUGGCACAGGGUGGCAGUGUGGACGGCAGCACCAGUUCGGUGAAGGCAGCUGGGAAUAUUCUGGAUGACAUCGGGAACAUGUUUGACGACCUGGCUGACCAGCUGGAUGCCAUGUUGGAGUGACUUCCCAACUUCGGAUAGAAACCAGGACAGACGGGAGGGAGUCGCUCUUCUGAUGCUGCAAAGAGCCGACAUGAAGCUCAGCUCCUCCUCUGGAUUCUGGAGGAAUCCGUCAGAGCACAGCUGAGGAUUUACAGCACGCUGACUCAGUCUGGUCCAGUUUUCCAACAUGAGCACUUUGCCUAAGGACACACACCUGGGAAUGUUAGGGGAGAGACAACAAUCUUCCAGAUGUUAUCACUAAAGGGAAUGAGGGUCCACUUCUUUCAUGUUCCAUGUAGAUAUAAAUGAGUGUAUGGUGGUGCUGCGUAGUCCGACAUCUUUCUACUGAAAAUAUUAACUAGCAGUUAUAUUUAUACGUCUGUAUGUUCGUUUUCUAAGAUGGAGCUAAUAUUGACUGAAUCGCUGUUCAUGCUGUGUUUAUAUGUUGUUACUUUAUUGAAAUCAGCACCUUCCGCAUGGAUGUUCACAGUCUGACACGUUCCUACCAAAGUCUUUUAUUCAGUUCUUCCAACCUGUAAGUGUUACUCUGGGAGGGUUUCCAGCUCGUCUCCGGGUGCUACAACAUGAACUUACUGGCAGUCAGCUAAUACAUCGUUUGGUUUCUGCUGAUUUAAAACGAAUGAACAAAGUGUGUGUGGAACCAAGUGUGUUUCUGAAAACCUUCAUUCACUUUUAGACAAAAGGACCAAACUCAAAGAAAACCGUCAUCAACUUAUAGAUUAUUUUGUUUAUUCCGUCUUUAUACAAAAUAAUUUGUAUUGGUUUGUUAGUCAGUUAAAUAAAAAAAACUUUUCAAAUUUAAUUAUUUUUCAUUCUGU